AUGUGUCAGGGUUUCAAAGCCGUCAUCUUCGACCUCGGCGGCGUCCUCUUGGAUUGGGACCGUCAAAAUCAGCCGAUGAUGACUCGGGAUCAAUUUUCAGCGAUGAUGAACUCGACGGCGUGGCACAAACUUGACAGAGGGGAACUCACAGUCAAGCAGGCGUGUGAGCACUUUAGCACAAUGCUAGGCGUAGACUCGGCCGCUGUCGAGGCAUCCUUGGAAGAAGCCCAAAAGUCAUUGAAAGUCGUCCCGGAACUGCUGGCGACAAUCCAUGAUCUGAAGACCUCAAACAAGAAUCUGAAGUUCUACGUCAUGUCCAAUGUAUCCAAAGAGCAUUUCGCAAUCGUCUGCCGAGAACUCGAUGUUCCCUGGUCGGAGUUCACCCGGGUCUUCGUCUCCGGGGUCGAGGGCAUGCGGAAGCCCGAGCUGGGUUUCUGGCGCCACGUCCUGGCGCAGAUCGGCGCGAGGCCGGAGCAGACCAUCAUGGUCGACGACUCGGCCGAGAACAUCUGCGCGGCCCGGUCUUUGGGCAUUCGUGGUAUGCUGGUGGAUAGUAAACAUCCCGAGAAGACGAGCGCUGCGCUGCGUAACCUCUUACAAGACCCCUUACGGCGGGCUCAGGCGUACAUGAAGACGAACGCGGGUAACCACUUUUGCGUGGUUCAGGGUCAUGAGGGCAUUACGUUCAAGGAUAACUUCUCCCAGCUCAUGAUAUGGGGGUUAACUGGAGAUGAGAACGCUGUUUCUCUUCGAUGGCCUUCUCAUGCAGAACAGACUGGGAAAUUGGACUCUACUGCCAGGGACUCCGAAACCAACGGCGAGAGGGACGAUACACAGCCUACACUCCCCAAUGGAGACGUCAACAACGAAGUCGAAACCGGCCUCUGGAACUUCUUCUGCGAGAAGCCAAUCUUAACAACCACAGACUUCCCCCCGGACGCCGACACAACCGCCAUGGCAUACAUCUCCAUCCCCUCACCACACCACGGACGCCUCGCAAACCCGGACAUCGUCCUCGACGAGAUGCUCUCCAACUCCGACCCCGACGGCAUCGUGCGGGUCUACUUCUCCACCGACAGGCCCCGCACGUGCCCGGAAGUCUGCUGCAACGUCUUGCGAGCCUUCAACCGCUUCGGCCGGAUUUCCGACCCCCGUCUGCAGGCGACCAAGGACUGGGUGGUCGACUGUCUUAGGAAUGACGCCUGUCUUGAUGGGAGCCGGCAUUACUCGACGGCAGAGACGUUUCUGUAUUUCGUGGCGCGGCUUUACGAUGAAUGCGAUGAAGGGCCGUUGAAGGGGCAGCUGGAGCUAGUUAAGGAGAAGCUUGGAGAAAGGAUCCACGUGCCUGCCAACCCGGCGGCACUUGCGCUGCGGCUUUCUGCUUGUCAGAUUGUAGGGAUUGAUCCAGGGCUCUAUAGAAAGGACUUGAAGGCUUUGAUGUCUUUGCAGGAGUUGGACGGAGGUUGGCCCGCGGGGCAUUUCUGCUGGUAUGGCAGGACAAGAGCCAAGAUCGGGAAUCGUGGUUUUACCACGGCUUUAGCUAUGAGUAUCAUGCAAAAGGAGGAGAAUUAG
Molecule: messenger RNA, 1572 nt
Organism: Colletotrichum karsti
Lineage: Eukaryota; Fungi; Ascomycota; Sordariomycetes; Glomerellales; Glomerellaceae
Exons: 3
Coding region: 1-1572 (523 amino acids)
Source: RefSeq, a predicted model, not a curated record